AUGUAAAAAUUGUAUUUCCUUCUAAUAGUUACAGUGUUUAGUUGUGAUAUUGAUGAAGCUAUAAAAGCCUUUAAAUCUAAAUAAAUUAGAGAUCCUAUAUUUCCAUACACUAAAAAUCCUUAUGAAAUUGUUGAUUCUAACUAUUUAUUAAAAGUUUCAGAUAACCUUAAAGAUACAAAAAGUGUUUGUGCUAUUAAAUAUGAUGACUAUGAAAAACAAAUGUAAUCAUAUCAUAAUUUUUAGAUACCAUUUAAAACACUUUAAUUCAAAAGAAGAGGCAGAAGAGAAUUAAUUCAUUGUGACUCAUCAAGGAAAAUGUGGUGCAUGCUCUACUUUAUAAGAUUUGGCUGUUUAUCUUAAAACUGAUUUGACUAGGCCAGUGAGAAAGUGUGGUUUAAUGUAUGGAUUGUCUUAAUAUCAUCUUUUAAAAUGUAUAAAGGGAUUAGGAUUCACUGAUACAUGUGCUUAAGUUUGGUUGUAUAAUACUUUAAAUACAAAAAAAUCAUGUUUUUGGCCUUGUAUGUAAUAAAUACAUACUUAAUCAAAAUAGUGUGUCUUUUAUUACAAAUGAAAAUUUUGUGAAAAAUGGAAAAUUAAAUAAAUGUUUAUAAUGUGAUGAAGACAUCUCUGGACCUAUAUUUAAAUAUGAAUCUGGAAGAACUAGAAGAAAUUCAGGCAUAAAAUCAGAAAUUGAUAGGCCUGAUGACUAAAUUUAUAACAUAACCCAUUGUUAUUAUUAUUGA
Molecule: messenger RNA, 743 nt
Organism: Paramecium primaurelia
Lineage: Eukaryota; Ciliophora; Oligohymenophorea; Peniculida; Parameciidae
Source: the annotation of a GenBank genome assembly